Cornus florida is the source of this 1207-nucleotide messenger RNA. Its product is annotated as probable caffeine synthase 4. The transcript has 4 exons. Gene Ontology annotation, molecular function: S-adenosylmethionine-dependent methyltransferase activity. The record is from RefSeq and is a predicted model, not a curated record. The coding region runs from base 31 to 1149 and encodes 372 amino acids. NCBI's taxonomy places the organism in Eukaryota, Viridiplantae, Streptophyta, Magnoliopsida, Cornales, Cornaceae. Gene Ontology annotation, biological process: methylation.
UUACUAGUGUCUUUAAAAAUCUGCUAAGCAAUGAAAACUAGGUAUGCUCUAAACAACACCAUGGACGUGAAGGAAGCACUUUACAUGAACAGAGGAGAAGGAGAAAGUAGUUAUGCUCAGAACUCCAAAUUCACACAAAGAGUGGUUUCCAUAACCAAACCAAUAUUAGAAAAUUCAGUUCAAUCUCUGUUUUCAAAAGGAUUUCACCUAUGCAAGCUUCUCAAUGUGGCCGAUUUGGGUUGCUCUGCUGGUCCAAACACAUUCUCUGUGAUUCAAACAGUAAAAGAGACUGUGGAAAAGAAAUGCAAGGAAUCGAAUUGCCAAACUCCGGAAAUUCAGUUUUACUUGAACGAUCUUCCUGGUAAUGACUUCAAUUCUCUUUUUAAGGGAUUGUCUGGAUUCUGUGACCAAACACAGGGUGCGUCAUGCUUUGCGGUGGGAGUUCCUGGUUCUUUCCAUGGCCGGCUUUUUCCUUUGAACACCUUACACUUUGUUCAUUCCUCUUACAGUGCCCACUGGCUUUCCCAGGUACCCAAAGGACUCACAAGCAAUGAAGGCAUGCCAUUAAACAGGGGGAAGAUGUACAUAUCCACGACAAGUCCUCCGGUCGUGAGAGAAGCUUACCUUACUCAGUUUCAACAAGAUUUCAGCUCGUUUCUCAAGUCCCGCUCCGAGGAGAUGGUUCCUGAUGGUUGUAUGGUCUUGAUACUUCAAGGUCGGCAAUCUGCAGAUCCCUCGAGUAGGGAAAGCUGCUGGAAAUGGGAGCUCUUAGCUGAUGCCAUUGCGGAAAUGGUUUCACAGGGAUUGGUUGAUGAAGAGAAAUUAGACUCCUUCAACGUACCGUACUAUUCGCCAUUACUAGAGGAGGUGCAAGAUAUAGUGGAGAAGGAGGGAUCAUUUGCAAUCGAGCGUUUAGAGAAGUUUGCACUUGAAGUUGGUGAGAAGCAAGAAAAAGAUGCAUGGAGUAAGGGAGAAAAGGUUGCCAAGGCUAUCAGGUCCUUCACAGAAUCAUUGAUCUCAUACCACUUCGGAGAGGAAAUAGUUGAAAAUUUGUUUCACAAGUUUACUCAUAUAGUAGUUGAGGACUUGGCCAAAGAAUCAAUGCACACUACAAGCAUUGUUGUUGUGCUUAGCAGGAUCGUUGGGUAGCCUAUUCUCAAAGUUUAAGACCUUGCAAAUUCUAUGCAAUGCUAUUUGAAAUUUAAAA